This is a messenger RNA of Wyeomyia smithii (pitcher-plant mosquito), 756 nucleotides long. Its product is annotated as E3 ubiquitin-protein ligase XIAP-like. Gene Ontology annotation, cellular component: nucleus; cytoplasm; spindle microtubule. The coding region runs from base 38 to 556 and encodes 172 amino acids. NCBI's taxonomy places the organism in Eukaryota, Metazoa, Arthropoda, Insecta, Diptera, Culicidae. Gene Ontology annotation, biological process: regulation of cell cycle. The record is from RefSeq and is a predicted model, not a curated record. The transcript has a single exon.
UACAACAGUAUCUGUGCCUAGAGAGCAGCCAGCUGCCAUGCUUACUUUUGACUGCACUACUUUCGAUGACAAUGGCGAGGCUGGCCGAUUCCAGUUCAAUGGUUCGUUUCCAGAGAUGGCCAAACUCCUCACUCGAUUGGAGACUUUCAAAGACGUUUACUGGAAAACCAACCGGAAACACCUGGCCAACGCUGGAUUUUUCUUCACCGGACGUAAGACAACUGUACAAUGUUUCUAUUGUGGACUGCGACUGGCCGAAUGGGAACCAACCGACGAUGCGUGGAAGGCUCACGCGGAAGCGGCUUCGGCCGAGGGCUGCUAUUAUCUAACACAUAUGAAGGGCAAACGUUUUGUCGAAGGUGGAGACACCAAUGAGGAACUGUACUCCUGUUUCAAGCCAGAUGAUUUCGUUGGAAUAUGGACUCCAUGUAAGCAAAUUACUAAAUGUGUUUUAUGUAAUUGGGAGUUUGCACUAGUGCCCAAGGAUAUAAACGAAGAGAUCGUCGAGGAAACAGAAGCGAGAGUUACAGAAACGCCAGAGAAAACCGCGAAUUAAGCCGUCAAAUGCUCUGCAACUGUGCAGUGAUUACAUCUCGGGAGAAUAUUUCAAGAACAGUUACUGGAACUGAGUCUUUCAUAUUGAUAUUAGUAAUGGUAUUAACAAGUGACAGUUUAUAAAUUACUAUGAUGAAAAAAUAGUACAUACUGACAUUGCGAAGGCCACUUUAGUGAAAAUAAAUAAAUUUGAAUCAUUUU